AUGGCACGUCUGGUGGCGUACUUACUGGCACCAACAUUUGCUAUAGCUCUUCUAGCUUCAACAUUUGCUUCUGCUGAAAUUGUAGAGCAUUCAUUCUAUGUGCAAAAUGUGACCAUCUGUCGUUUGUGCCAAGAGCAAGUGAUCGCUGCAGUCAAUGGAAGGCUUCCAGGGCCAACGAUAAGUGUUCGAGAGGGUGACACUCUAGUCGUUCGUGUCUAUAAUUUGUCACCAUAUAACAUAACUAUUCACUGGCAUGGAGUUUUCCAGUUACUAAGUGGGUGGGCCGAUGGACCGGAAUAUACGACUCAGUGUCCGAUGCUGCCUGGACAGAGCUAUGUCUACAACUUCACCAUCACCGGACAGGAAGGCACUCUCUGGUGGCAUGCACACGUCCAAUGGCUUCGAGCAACAAUUUAUGGGGCACUCAUUAUCCGGCCAAGGGUUGGUUGUUCAUAUCCAUUCCCAAAACCCUACAAGGAGGUCCCGAUUGUACUAGGAGAGUGGUGGAAUGCUAACGUUUUUGAGGUGGAAAGCCAAGCAUUAGCUAGUGGUGGUGCUCCUAACAUCUCUAAUGCUUUCACCAUUAAUGGUCAGCCCGGAGAGUGGUGGAAUGCUAACGUUUUUGAGGUGGAAAGCCAAGCAUUAGCUAGUGGUGGUGCUCCUAACAUCUCUAAUGCUUUCACCAUUAAUGGUCAGCCCGAUACAUUCAAGUUGAAGGUGGUACAAGGAAAAACCUAUCUUCUACGUAUUGUCAACGCUGCACUCAAUGACCACUUGUUCUUCAAGAUAGCCAACCACAAAAUGACUGUCGUCGCCGUUGACGCCUCCUACACCAACCCUUAUGUAACCGACGUUGUCGUCAUAUCCCCCGGCCAGACCACCGAUGUCCUCUUAAUCGCCGAUCAGCCACCAGCAUCUUACUACAUGGCAGCACAUGCCUACGAUAGCACAGACGGAGCAGUAGCGUUUGAUAACACCACUACCACCGGAAUAAUCGUCUACGACUACGCCACCUCAUCAGCACCCAUAAUGCCGACCACCGAUGUCCUCUUAAUCGCCGAUCAGCCACCAGCAUCUUACUACAUGGCAGCACAUGCCUACGAUAGCACAGACGGAGCAGUAGCGUUUGAUAACACCACUACCACUGGAAUAAUCGUCUACGACUGCGCCACCUCAUCAGCACCCAUAAUGCCGGUGCUACCAGCCUUCAAUGAUACACCCACUGCCUUCAAGUUCUUCAGCAAUCUAACUGGGCUUGUUACUUCACCUUUCUGGGCCCCAGUACCACUGAACGUGGAUGAACCCAUGUUUAUCACUAUUGGUUUGGGCCUUGCUGCAUGUGCAGCAAAUGCCACCUGUGGAGGCCUAUUUGGCCAACGCUUCGCUGCGAGCAUGAACAAUGCAUCUUUCCAGCUCCCCACCAAGUUGUCAAUGUUACAAGCUUUUUUCAACAACGUUGAUGGAAUCUACACCACUGAUUUUCCUGAUCAACCACCAUUGAUAUUUGACUACACUAAUGCAAAUAACAGCUUAAAUCAAUCCCUUUUGAUANCUCUAAUGUAA
This is a messenger RNA of Ilex paraguariensis (yerba mate), 1563 nucleotides long. Lineage: Eukaryota; Viridiplantae; Streptophyta; Magnoliopsida; Aquifoliales; Aquifoliaceae. The record is from the annotation of a GenBank genome assembly.